This is a messenger RNA of Psammomys obesus (fat sand rat), 3995 nucleotides long. RefSeq names its product malic enzyme 2 (gene Me2). Gene Ontology annotation, biological process: pyruvate metabolic process; malate metabolic process. Gene Ontology annotation, cellular component: mitochondrion. Lineage: Eukaryota; Metazoa; Chordata; Mammalia; Rodentia; Muridae. The transcript has 16 exons. Bases 150 to 1904 code for a protein of 584 amino acids. The record is from RefSeq and is a predicted model, not a curated record. Gene Ontology annotation, molecular function: malate dehydrogenase (decarboxylating) (NADP+) activity; malate dehydrogenase (decarboxylating) (NAD+) activity; NAD binding.
CAGAGCAAGCCGGAGCUGGCGCCCGCUGCCAGGAGCUCGCGGGAGGCCGGGCAGGGCGGCGCCGAGGCCGAGCAUCUCGGGCUCUAGCGCCGCGGCCUCUCUGCUUGCUGCACCACCUGGCCCGGGCCAGGCGUCCGGUGAGAGAGAAGAUGUUUUCCCGGUUAAGAGCCGUUGUCGCUCCUUGCGCUUUGACGUGUCGUCAUCUGCACCUGAAGGAGAAAGGCAAGCCACUCAUGUUGAACCCAAGAACAAACAAGGGGAUGGCGUUUACAUUACAAGAACGACAGAUGCUCGGUCUUCAAGGACUUUUACCUCCUAAAAUAGAGACACAAGAUAUUCAAGCCUUAAGAUUCCAUAGAAACUUGAAAAAAAUGACUAGCCCUUUGGAAAAGUACAUCUAUAUAAUGGGCAUACAAGAAAGAAAUGAAAAACUGUUUUAUAGAAUACUGCAAGAUGAUAUUGAAAGUCUGAUGCCAAUUGUGUAUACACCAACAGUUGGCCUUGCCUGCUCUCAGUAUGGACACAUCUUUAGGAGACCUAAGGGAUUGUUUAUUUCAAUCUCAGACAGAGGUCAUGUUAGAUCAAUUGUGGAUAACUGGCCAGAAAAUCAUGUUAAGGCUGUUGUGGUGACCGAUGGAGAGAGAAUUCUGGGUCUUGGAGAUUUGGGUGUCUAUGGAAUGGGGAUCCCGGUGGGAAAGCUUUGUCUGUACACAGCGUGUGCAGGGAUACAGCCGGAGAAAUGCCUGCCCGUGUGCAUCGACGUGGGAACCGAUAACCAAGCACUAUUAAAAGAUCCGUUUUAUAUGGGCCUGUAUCAGAAGCGAGAUCGCUCCCAACUUUACGAUGAUCUAAUUGAUGAGUUUAUGAAGGCGAUUACUGACAGAUACGGCCGCAACACACUCAUUCAGUUUGAAGACUUUGGAAAUCAUAACGCAUUCAGAUUCUUAAGAAAAUACCGAGAAAAAUACUGUACCUUCAAUGAUGACAUUCAAGGGACAGCUGCCGUUGCUUUGUCAGGCCUUCUUGCAGCCCAAAAAGUUAUUAAUAAACCAGUCUCAGAACACAAAAUCUUAUUUCUUGGAGCAGGAGAGGCUGCACUUGGAAUUGCAAAUCUUAUAGUUAUGUCGAUGGUGGAGUGUGGCCUCUCAGAAGAGGAGGCGCAGAGGAAGGUCUGGAUGUUUGACAAGCAUGGCUUGCUGGUUAAGGGUCGGACUGCUAGCAUAGAUAAUAACCAGGAACCAUUUGCUCACUGGGCCCCAGAGAACAUACCUGGAACUUUUGAAGAUGCAGUAAACAAACUUAAGCCUUCAGUUAUAAUUGGAGUGGCAGGUGCUGGCCGGCUUUUUACUCCUGGUGUAAUCAAAGCCAUGGCCUGCAUCAAUGAAAGGCCUAUAAUAUUUGCAUUAAGUAACCCUACAGCGCAGGCUGAGUGCACAGCAGAAGAAGCAUAUACACUUACAGAGGGCAGGUGUUUGUUUGCCAGUGGCAGCCCAUUUGAGCCGGUGAAACUCCCAGACGGACAAGUCUUCACCCCAGGCCAAGGAAACAAUGCCUAUAUUUUUCCAGGUGUGGCUUUAGCUGUUAUUCUCUGUCAAACUCGACACAUCAGUGACAGUGUUUUCUUAGAAGCUGCAAAGGCUCUGACAAGUCAAUUGACAGAUGAGGAAUUAGCCCAAGGGAGGCUCUACCCAUCACUUGCUAAUAUUCAGGAAGUUUCUGUUAACAUAGCUAUUAAAGUUACAGAAUACCUGUAUGCUAAUAAAAUGGCUUUCCGAUACCCAGAACCAGAGGACAAGGCCAAAUACGUGAAAGAAAGAAUAUGGAGGAGUGAUUAUGUCUCCCUGCUGCCGGAUGUGUAUGAUUGGCCAGAGUCUUCACUGAAGCCUCCUCAGAUAACAGAAUAGAAGUUUUCCCGUUAAGACAGUCCAGGCUUCAGGGAACCACUAUUUUUAGAAAAAAACAUAAUAAUCUCAGAGUUCCAGUGUUGUCUGUGUUUUAUUCCUCUGCACCCCUUUGCUUGGCCUUUUUUCCUGUAAAUCUCACUUUUGUUGGUGACAGAUAUGUUGAGUAUCUGUGGAUGCCCACCAGUGCCCACAGUCCAGUCCUGGGAAUGUUCUGAUGGGUCGUCACUCACGCUCUUGUUUGAGCUCACCGUGGUAUUUUUGCUAUUUUAUGAAUGUAUCUUUCAUGUCUUCCACUCAGUUCCUCUAGGGGUGUGGAUGUGAGUACAAAAUGUUGAGAAGAAGCCAGAUUUUAACCUAACUCCAAAGAAAAAUUGUCAGUACUUAAAGCUGUCCUUUUAUACAUGCUUCAUUUUCCUUUACAUGCUCUGAAAUCCCUUUGUAGUAAACAGAUUUGGGGAAAUAUGAAAAAAAAAAAUCCCAAUUUCCUGGAACUAAAUCAUGGCUAACUAUAACAUUAUAGAAGAGUGGGAGGAGCUACUGCUUUCUUUAGACAAACAUAACAGUCAUUUGCAACAGUGUACAAACACCACUUUUAUUUAAUAAAGGUAAUAUCUUAUUUUUAUUUGCUUCAGUUACAUGAUCUUACUGACCAUACAGAAACCUAGGUUUGCUGAUUAUGAAAAGUUUCAUUGUCUUCACUUCUAGCUGAGGGAGCCCCAUCUACCUAACGUAUGACUAAUGUCGUCAUAUAAUUUGGAAAUAUUAUCAGAAGAAGUUAAGUACAAUCUGUACCUUUUUUUCUGUCCGUCAUAUUUUUUAUUUUGCAGUAGUUAGGGAUUCUCCUAGGGAGACAUUCCUUUGAAUAUUACUAGUGACAUCUUUCUCUGCUGAGAAAUAGAUUCUAGUGACGUCUUUCUCUGCUGAGUAAUAGAUUCUGAGCUCAGUGGAGACAAAUAAAGUAGAAUUAGACCAGGAAAUGCCUUCUCUUCUAAAGACAGCAUCUCACUGUGUAGCCCUAGCUGUCCUAGAACUCACUCUAGAGACCAGGCUGGUCUAGAACUCCGGAAGAUCUACCUGCCUCUGCCUCUAGAGUGCUGGGGUGAAAGACAUACCCCACUAUACCUGGCAGGAAAUGCGUUUCUCCGGGAAGAUUGUGAGAGCUAUGACUCAUGUGUUUAUGAGUCACAUGUUGGUAGCUAAAGGAAGUGUCUAAAGCAUCUGGAGAAACAGCAACGUGGGUGUGGUAUCUGUCUAGAGGCUUUGAUGGACAAGCUUGUUUUUAUUGAGACUGUAGCAAACUGGCCUCAAACUCACUCUGUGUUUCUGGCUUGCUUCCAAGUGCUGGGAUAAUAGUUAUGAGCCACCAUGCCCUGCUCAGGGACAGAACUUAAAAAUCCUCACCCUGGAAUGGUAGCAAUACAAAGCAGUUCGUAGGUACUCACCACAGUACAUAUUUUAAUACUAUCUGUAGGCAAAGGAACUUUUAUCUUCUUGCUUAAAGAGAUUGAUUUGAAAUUCUGAAGAUGUAUUAAGAUUGCUUAGGAUGCACCAGAUCUUGGGUUCAGUCCACAGGAUCAAGAAGCAGGCUUGAAAUGGCAUUGCCAUUUUAAGUAUGGAUAGACAUGGUUAACCCAUCAUAUAAUCAAAAAUCUUGUUUAGCAAAAUAAUGAAGUAAAUCAUAGUUUGAUUCAUUCAAUUAAAGAUGAAGGGUUAUACAGGCAUGGGUCUAGCAGGAGGGUCUCGAGUACAAAGCCAGGUUGAACUAUAUACUAUCCUUCCUAUAAAAGAACUCACAAAAUGAAAGCAAGAUGGUUCAAUGGUUAAGGCCCUUGCCCCAAGCCUUGACAUUUAACCCAGGACACAUAAGGUGGAAAGAACAAACUUCCGAAAGUUAUCCUCUGACACCAACCCUGCCCUCCCAGCACUGUAAAUCAUUGUAACAAAAAUUAUGAAAAAGGGUUUUUCAUGUUUUUGUUUAUAUUCUGUACAUGAAAUUUUAAUUUUGAACAUUACAAGUAUAAAAAUUGCCGGGUUUUUGCUCAGUUUAUUAAAGAUGAGGACAUAUGCUGAAUUAAAGUAAUUUUACUAAGA